CUGGGUCCACUCAGAUCAAUAGCACCAGAGGGAGAGGACAGAGUCACCAGAAGCCUUGCGAGGACCCUACAAGCCUGGACCCCCUUCCCCUCAUGCUUGAUGUGUAGGGAGUUGGAAAGACCAGAGUCAUAGAAGGGGGUCAUCAAAACCCAGUAACCCCCUUUGCUGUGUCUGCUGUUCCAUCAUGUCUUUCCCACAGCUGGGCUACCAGUACAUUAGACCCCUGUACCCCUCUGACAGGCAGGGUGCGGGGAGCACUCGCAGCGGGGCAGAUCUUUCUCCAGCUGGGACUUUGUCUAAUGUUCUCUCUUCUAUGUAUGGAGCUCCUUACGCCGCAGCUGCAGCAGCCCAAGCCUAUGGAGCCUUCCUGCCUUACACAACGGAGCUGCCCAUCUUCCCACAACUGGGUUCCCAGUAUGAGAUGAAGGACAACCCAGGGGUUCAACAUGCAGCUUUCCCUCAUCAUCAUCCAGCUUUUUACCCCUAUGGACAAUACCAGUUUGGAGAUCCAUCAAGGCCAAAAAAUGCUACCAGAGAGAGUACCAGUACUCUCAAGGCCUGGCUCAAUGAACAUCGGAAAAACCCUUACCCAACCAAGGGUGAGAAGAUCAUGCUGGCGAUUAUCACCAAGAUGACCCUCACUCAAGUGUCUACCUGGUUUGCCAACGCAAGGAGGAGACUUAAAAAGGAGAAUAAAAUGACCUGGGCCCCCAGGAGUAGGACAGAUGAGGAGGGGAACUCUUAUGGAAGUGAUCACGAGGAGGACAAACGCGAGGAUGAGGAGGAAAUAGAUUUGGAGAACAUUGACACCGAGGAAAUCGAGAAUAAAGAAGAUCUGGAUGACCAGGACACGGAUAUACAUUCGGAUUCCAAAACUGACGUCAGGAGUGACUCUGAGGGUUCUGAUGGUUUUGAGGAUCUCAAUGUGACUGAGGACAGGUUCCUGAAGUCAGUGGUUGUGGACAGCAGAGUGUUAGAGCAGGACAAGUGUGAACUUUCUCCCGAUGCCAAAGCUCUUCAGCCACCAUGUGAUCAGCUAAAACUGGAUACAGUGUCUCCGAGUCCACCCCAAGAAAGCAAUUUGCAGGCGGCCCAUAAACCCAAAAUCUGGUCCCUGGCAGAGACAGCCACGGCACCAGAUAACCCACGAAGGUCUCCCCCAAGUAGUGGGUCAGUGAACACUCAGAACUUGAUACCACAGCACAGACUCAUCACCUGCCCAGGUAGCAGGUUCCAGACAUGGACAGGGAGGGCAUUUUCUGCUCAACAAUUAUCUUUACUAAACUCUGCUCACUUUCUGCAAGGACUGAGUGUAACUCACACAGCCUCAGCUGCAGGCAACGCAGGCUUUACCAAGCCAGGAGAGCACACUCACAGUACAGACUCCGUAACAGAUCGACCCAGCACGUUGGAUUUAGAAAAGAAAAAUCUUAAUACAGCCUUCCAACCUGUACAAAGACGGUCACAAAAUCAAAUUGACGCUGCUAUGAUCCUCUCUGCGUUAUCUUCGUCAUAACAUAAUUUUGUACAUAUUUUUUAAUAUUUUUUUUUAAUUUUAUUUUAUUUUUACCUUUGUUGUAAUGAUCUGUAAAAUAUUUCCCCGGAUAGUUACAUAUUAUAAGCAUGCCCGUGUAUAAAGCGAAUUAAAAAUCAGUUUCUAUCCUCUCAUGCUGGUUCUUUUAGUUCCUACGGUUUUGUCUUGUGAUAAUUAAAUGUCGCUAUUUUUUGUGUGUAUAUAUAGUAAACUAUGUAUAUAUAUAUCUUAAAACCAAAUUGUACAUGAAAGUAUAUAUUUUUGGUUAAUAAAUGAAUUGUUGCCAAUUUAACUAAAGAAA
Molecule: messenger RNA, 1835 nt
Organism: Spea bombifrons (plains spadefoot toad)
Lineage: Eukaryota; Metazoa; Chordata; Amphibia; Anura; Pelobatidae
Gene: IRX3
Product: iroquois homeobox 3
Exons: 4
Coding region: 185-1516 (443 amino acids)
Biological process (GO): regulation of transcription by RNA polymerase II; cell development; neuron differentiation
Cellular component (GO): nucleus
Molecular function (GO): DNA-binding transcription factor activity, RNA polymerase II-specific; RNA polymerase II cis-regulatory region sequence-specific DNA binding
Source: RefSeq, a predicted model, not a curated record